AUGACGAUUGAAAAACAUGAGGACCAUUGCCUCCAGAGCUGCAGCAACCACACCUACGUGAGGAAGAAUUGGCUCGGGUCCAUUGUUUUCCCUUUCUCCGCUCUUCUGCGACAGUCUGAGUUUUCAGAUAAAAUAGAUGUUUUGGAGCGAGCACAGAAUUUUCAAAAAAAUUGUAAGGCUAUGUUUCCUGAUCGAAGACUCAUAACUACUGUUUUUAAUGAUGAAGGGAUAAAGACCUUAGUAACAAGAUAUAUCAAGGCAUUAAAUCCACCUCAACAAUUUCUGGAUAUUUUUCUUCAUGAUUCUAAUGCAACACUUGACCUCAUCGCUCGAUUUGUAUCUCUGAUUCCUUUCAUGCCUGAUACAUUGGAUGAAAAUGAUGAUGGUUAUGAUAUCUGGAUGACAUCAGAGCGUUGCAUCAGUUUGGCAAUUGGAAACAAAGAGGAACAUGCCAUUCUCCUCUGUAAUUUCUUUUUGUAUUUUGGAAAGAAAGCCUUGGUCCUCCUGGGAACUUCAAUGUUGGAAGGACGUGCGGCUUAUGUGUUAACUCAGGAAACGGAUGAAUUUUUGCUUUGGAAUCCGCUGACUGGGCAAUGUCAUAAGCAAUUUGACCCAUUUUGUCCCUUACAGAGUGUCGACUGUCUGUUUGAUGAUGGAAAUGUUUGGUUUAAUAUUCAGCAAAAUAACACCCCAAUGGCUGUACAUUUUGACUACUCAAAGGAGAAUUUCUGGAAACACUUGCUUCCAAAUGAUUCUCAAGGGACAAAAGCACAGAGCAUACAGCCUACAGAAAUAAUUUAUUCAGACACGGAUAAAAGCAUGGUAGAAGACAUAAGGAGCAGGAUUGAGAGUACCCUAAAGCAUAAAAUAAUGGAGUGGAGACCUAAACAGCCCACACGCUGGAAUCGGCAAUGUUCUUCUAUUUUGCGGCAAAUCCUUCCGAAACUGGAACUUGGAACAGGAAGCAUUUCGGUGUCAUCUGAAGAAGAGAGUGAAUUUGAAAGAUUGCUAAAAAUUUAUUGGGUCACAGGAUUUCCCCUCCAGAUGCCGUACACUGAUAUCCAGUCGGUUGUUGAUGCGGUAUAUCAAACUGGGAUUCACGCUUCUGAAUUUCCCCAGACGGAAUUUGCUCUAGCUGUAUACAUUCACCCAUACCCCAACAACAUAUUAUCUGUGUGGGUCUAUUUGGCUUCCUUAGCCCGACAUCAGUGA
Molecule: messenger RNA, 1212 nt
Organism: Echinops telfairi (small Madagascar hedgehog)
Lineage: Eukaryota; Metazoa; Chordata; Mammalia; Afrosoricida; Tenrecidae
Gene: CC2D2B
Product: coiled-coil and C2 domain containing 2B
Exons: 10
Coding region: 1-1212 (403 amino acids)
Biological process (GO): non-motile cilium assembly; protein localization to ciliary transition zone
Cellular component (GO): ciliary transition zone
Source: RefSeq, a predicted model, not a curated record